GCGGGCGGGGGCGGGGCCCGCUCCGCGGCUUCUCCCGCCGCCGCCGCCAAGGGGAGUUUCCAGGAAGUGGCCAUAUUGGAUCCAUUCAGCCGCAGCCACCCGGGCGGAGCGCGUCCCGCAGCCGGCGCGGCCCCGGCGCUCCCCGCAGCCCGCCCGUCCGCCCGCCCGCCCGGUGCGCUGCUCGCCAUGGCGGCCACCGAUCUGGAACGCAUCUCGAAUGCAGAGCCUGAGCCCCGGAGCCUGUCCCUGGGCGGUCAUGUGGGGUUUGACAGCCUCCCUGACCAGUUGGUCAGCAAGUCAGUCAGCCAGGGCUUCAGCUUCAACAUUCUCUGUGUGGGGGAGACUGGGAUCGGCAAGUCCACGCUAAUGAAUACACUCUUCAACACAACUUUUGAGACCGAGGAAGCCAGUCACCAUGAGGAAUGUGUACGCCUGCGGCCUCAGACCUACGAUCUCCAAGAGAGCAACGUUCAUCUCAAACUGACCAUCGUGGAUGCUGUGGGCUUUGGGGACCAGAUCAAUAAGGAUGACAGUUACAGGCCCAUAGUUGACUACAUCGACGCACAGUUUGAAAACUAUCUCCAGGAGGAGCUGAAGAUCCGCCGUUCCCUCUUUGACUACCAUGACACGAGGAUCCAUGUUUGCCUCUACUUUAUCACGCCCACUGGGCACUCUUUGAAAUCCCUGGAUCUGGUGACCAUGAAGAAACUAGAUAGCAAGGUGAACAUAAUUCCCAUCAUUGCCAAGGCCGACACCAUCUCCAAGAGCGAGCUCCACAAGUUCAAAAUCAAGAUCAUGGGUGAGCUGGUCAGCAAUGGAGUCCAGAUCUACCAGUUCCCCACAGACGAUGAGGCUGUUGCAGAGAUCAACGCGGUCAUGAAUGCACACCUGCCUUUUGCUGUGGUGGGCAGCACAGAGGAGGUGAAGGUGGGCAACAAGCUGGUUCGAGCUCGACAGUACCCUUGGGGAGUGGUGCAGGUGGAGAACGAGAACCACUGCGACUUCGUGAAGCUGCGGGAGAUGUUGAUUCGGGUGAACAUGGAGGACCUGCGGGAGCAGACCCACAGUCGGCACUACGAGCUCUACCGACGCUGCAAGUUGGAGGAGAUGGGCUUCCAGGACAGCGAUGGUGACAGCCAGCCCUUCAGCCUCCAAGAGACAUAUGAGGCCAAGAGGAAGGAGUUCCUGAGUGAGCUUCAGAGGAAGGAGGAAGAGAUGAGGCAGAUGUUCGUCAACAAAGUGAAGGAGACAGAGCUUGAGUUGAAGGAGAAAGAACGGGAGCUCCAUGAGAAGUUUGAGCACCUGAAGCGAAUCCACCAGGAGGAGAAGCGCAAGGUGGAGGAGAAGCGCAGGGAGCUGGAGGAGGAGACCAAGGCCUUCAACUGCAGGAAGGCAGCCAUGGAGGCCCUGCAGUCUCAGGCCUUGCAUGCUACUUCACAGCAGCCCUUGAGGAAAGACAAGGACAAGAAGAAAUUUUGACCCUCAGCCCGGGACGCCACAAACUGAAGCGAGUUCCCUGCUUUGCUCGUCACAAAUGCCAAACUGACUGCCCUUUCCCAGUGUCCACCUUGCUGUCUUUUGCUUCUGUUUGAUUUGGUCUGCGUAUCUUUUAAUGUGUCUGUUUUUGUUUUGUUUGUUUUGUUUUAUUUUUCAGUUAAAGCACGCACAGACUUACAUGUCAAGAGCGGACUUUAGACUAUCAUGUGUUAAGUUGCUUGAGUUACACCUUGUGGCCCUUCUCUCAUAACAUGGUGUGAGGAUGGACUGGGAGCCGGUACAGACUCCAGUGUUUACAGCCUUGCCUUGGCCCCCCCGGCUGGCCCCCGGCUGCCUGGGCCUGGCCAGCCACCCCUCUCUAUGCAAACGUGUCCGAGCCAUGAAUGCUGGAAUCCCAAACUGACAAGGUUUAUUUUUUCCAGAGCCGGUGGCUGGUCUUCCAUUUACAGUGUCACUAUUCCCUGACGGAGCAGCUGUGUGCCACUCUAGUGAUGGCUCCCAGUGGUGACUCACGUGGUGCCCUAGGCGUGGCCUGUGGUCCGGUAUAUACACACUCGCUGCAGAAUUCGCCUGUUUCCCCUUCAUUUUAAUUUUUCUAACCUAGAGCUUAAUUUUAAUAAUUUUGAAACACUUCUAAAUUUUUAUUUUGGCACCAGUAUAAAGACAAAUAAUAUCUACCUUUCCCAUUAUUUUUAUAAGUAACACAGAUUCCCUGACUUUUUUUUUUUAAACUAAAAAGAUCUCUAAACCUUCUUACAUAGAAAGCAGCCCUAUAACAUAGGGAGAGGUGGGAAAUAAAGUUCCUAUUCUGGCAGUGUUUGGAACUUCUUUCUGGACUGCAGUGGACCCCGAACAAGACCACGCCCAGCGUUUUUACUGUGAAUGUAAAUGGAACAGCAGCCCAAACCCUUGUCUCUGCCCUCGAGGUGCUACCUGUGCAGGGACCAAGUGCAUGUGUGUUAAGUGUCUGACUCCAAAUAAGCCACCUGCUCCCGACCAGCGUGCUCAGCUCAGCAUCGGGGAGAGGGCUGUCAUGUCAAGGUCAUUGUUACUUCUUUCCUGGCCGAGUCAUGGUGCAAGAAAAUAACAGUGUCUGAAGUAUUAGGACAAUUUGGCGGGGGAGAAAAACAAAAGCCUGGGGGCUAAGAACGUCCCCUCCAGCUCUGGCUUCCAGGUGAACACUUUUAAGAAAGUGGCUGCCAGGUGGGAUGGUGCAGGCCUGUGAUGCCAGUGCUUGGGAGGUGGUGGGAAGCUAGAGACAGGGCUCAGUUACAGUGAGGUAGAGGCCAGCUUGGGCUACAUGAGACCCUGUCUCAAAAAUAAAAGCAAGGAAAGUACUGAGAAAACCCAUUCUGCUCUGUUCCUGAUGGUUUGCCAGCCUCAGGGUUGUUGGUGCAGCACCAGCUGGACAUCAGGCUCCCCAGAAAGAUCGGCUGCAUUCCGAGGAGCUGAUCACCCAGGGGCUUCUCACUGAGAGCCUGAGGGGUCCACACCGAUUCAUGCUGCGUUCAGAUUUUUAUGCCCCCAUCUCCCUCCACCAUUUCCCCCUUCCUGCCAGGCCUGCCUCUAUUCGUCCAGGACCAGUCUGGCUUCUUCCUGUCCUGAGAUGAUGGCUCGUUCAGAGUGAGCUGGAGGGGAAGGUUGUUGUGGGUGCACUGUGACAAUACCUCCCCAAAGGCCGCUGUGCUGUGAGAGGCUCCACACAGCAGGAGAAAUGCAUUUAGUGAUGCUCUAAGGAAAAGAUCCUCCGUGAUCAGGGUGCAUUCUUGGCCAAAAGUCUGGACUCUCAAACUCUUUAGAGAGGCCGUUUUAAGCAAAAGAAGCUAACAUUCAGCUCAGGCCUUGGAAGCCUUGUGAGCGUCACAGCUAGUCCACCUCUGGUCAUGGCAGAGCUGAUGCUGAACUUUGUGUCUGAGGCAGAGGUGAACUGUAGGCUAGUGGCUCCUCUUAGGGAAAUUGUAUAUCUGAAGGUGUAUUCACUUAGGUUCAGCCUGACCUUCAGAGCAGCCUCUCCUAGCCAGUCUAUUUCGAGACUAGGAUGACCCAGCGGGUCCACUGCUGGCUCAGAGUCCAUGCUGGGGACUCUGGAGCCAACAAAUCCUACCACCGGCACCUGCAGCGCAGCAGCCACAACUCAGGCAUACUGGAAGGCUGUUAUGGUCAGUGCCUACCUUUUGGCCCAAAGCUUGCUGGCAUCCCUGGGGAGACUUGACUUGCAUUUUCUAGGGUCUGAGUUGCUCCCCAUGGAUCCCGUCAGUCAUGGCAAGUGUUUCCCCUGCUACAUGGGAUUUUGUUAUCUUUAGCUGAGGUUAAAUUAAUCCUUGGUGUGCAAGAAAAACGUGAAGCUUGCCCCUCAAGGCUGUGACCCGCGUGUACAGCUGGGACUCCCUCCUCUUUCUUCCCUGUCGUUUGUUGGCUUCAUGGGACUGUCAUAGGAUCACGUUGACAUUUGCUGUUACGUUUCCCUUGAGCCAUUUCGUGUUGUGGUAGAGUCACCGUUUAAGAUACGGUUCAGACCUGGACUUCUGAGAGAGAAAAGAUCCUGUUAAUAAUCAUGCCAAAUCCUAGGCACUCAGGAGGCAGAGCUAGGAGAAUCACAAGUUCAAGGCCAACUUGGGCCACUGAGCAAGACCCCAUGUUAAAUUAAAAAAAAAAAAAAAAACUGGACAGCUUGCCUAGCAUGGUUGGGGACUGAUUUCUCUCCCAAGUCAACAGCCACCGAGCAGCUGUAUCCCAGGCCAACCAGGGUGUGUGUUCUCCCUCAUGCUGGGAGUCCUGAACCUUGUGGUUGUACAAACUGGCCCUGUAUAUGUUCCUGUGUGUUUGUGUGUGUGUGGACUCCCCUUGUCUGGGGCUCCUACUGGGUAAGCAGCCCAGGAAAGCCAGCUUGCCUGUCUAUGACGUUACCAUGCAUCUCUAAAACCACUUCAGUUGUUAAUCCAUUUACUCCUCCACCCAUUGACUUGUUUCUGUUCCUUCCCAUCCACUUUGUACUCAUUUGUUUUCAUUAAAUUUUGCAUUUAUUUUGA
Alexandromys fortis (reed vole) is the source of this 4526-nucleotide messenger RNA. It is a transcript of the gene Septin8, whose product is annotated as septin 8. The record is from RefSeq and is a predicted model, not a curated record. Gene Ontology annotation, molecular function: molecular adaptor activity; GTP binding; GTPase activity. Gene Ontology annotation, biological process: intracellular protein localization; cytoskeleton-dependent cytokinesis. The transcript has 10 exons. The coding region runs from base 187 to 1479 and encodes 430 amino acids. Gene Ontology annotation, cellular component: microtubule cytoskeleton; septin complex; septin ring. NCBI's taxonomy places the organism in Eukaryota, Metazoa, Chordata, Mammalia, Rodentia, Cricetidae.